UCCACAGAGCCCGCCCACAAAACCCAGCAAGUUUCUGCUGUAUCACCUGCUAAACUGGAUUCUUCGGACAAUUUUAAACAUCAAAAUUUCCUGCCUGCACCUCCCCUCCCCUUACAAUGGCGUCCUCUUCUUCAGUUGGAGACAAACAGCUGCACAGGAUAAUCAGAGAUCUGCAGGAUGCUGUUCUGGAGUUGAGUAAAGAGCACAAAGAGUGCGGUGAACCUAUAACUGACGACAGUGGCAACCUGCACAAGUUCUUCUACAAACUAGAAUACCUGCUGCAGUUUGACCAGAAAGAGAAGACAACCUUUCUUGGUCAGAGGAAAGACUACUGGGAUUACUUCUGCGACUGCCUGAUUAAGAUCAAGGGAGCUAACGAUGGCAUCCGUUUUGUUAAGUCCAUCCCUGAGUUGAAGACGUCACUGGGGAAAGGAAGAGCCUUCAUCCGCUACUCACUCGUUCACCAGCGCCUUGCUGACACACUGCAGCAGUGUCUCAUAAAUCAGAAAAUCACAAGUGACUGGUAUUAUGCCCGGAGUCCCUUUCUCAAGUCUCAUCUCACUGCUGACAUAAUAAACCAUCUUUAUGAGCUCAACCAGAUCCAAUUUGAUGUGGCUGCCCGUGGUUACGACCUCGAUGCAGACUGGCCAUCAUUUGCAAGGCGAACGAUAGGAACCGGUUCAUCAGCUUUCCUGUGGAAGCCUCCUAGUCGCUGCUCCAGCAUCAACAGCCUGGUUAGCAGCUAUUCACACUCGCAGGCACAGGAGUUUCUCCCCAUCCCCGACCUGAAUCACAGUCUCCUUGGUGAUCUUGGGGAACUGGGAGAACCAUCUUCUAGCAGCAUUGCAGAGAAUCUCCGAGUUGAGCUCGACCAGUCCGAGCUCAGACAGCAGGAGCUCCUGGCACGGGUUCAGGAGUUAGGCAAAGAGGCUGCUGAGCUGAAAGAUGUCGUUAAAGACCUUCAAGGCCAAUUAUCGGACCAGAAGUCUCAUAAUUUAGCAACUACGGUGGUCCAAAGUAACCAAGAAGCUGCUAACGAGGAGGCAAUAAAUCACCAUCAAACCUGUAGCGAAUCGAUAAACUCUGAACUUCAAGACCGGCUCACAGCUGCUGAGAACAAAAAUAUGGAGCUUCUUUCUAAGUUGGAUGAAGCUCUUAAAGAAAAGGGACAGCAAACAGCUAGCUACUGCGACUCUGCCUGGAAGAUCCAGGAGCUCCUGGAUAAGCUCAAGACUGCAGAGGAGGAGAGGUUGGAGGCGAAGCGAGAGGCUGACGACGGGGCCAGGCACUCUGAACGCCUGUCGCAGGAACUGAAACUGAGGGAAGAAGAGUUGAGGAGCAGCGAGGAGAAGCUAGCCGAGGUAAAAGCUGGAGCCAAUAAUGAGCGGGAGGACGCGCUGGCACGACUGGAGGAGCUCCAAAGCGCUGUCAGUAGAAUUCAAGGGGCGCUGACUCUAAAAGAGAAGGAGACAGGGAACCUCAGAGCCCAGCUUCACGAUCUGCAAGCCUCGCUGGAGUGUAGGGAGCGACAGGCAGAGGAACUGAGGAAAAGACUGCAGGAGGAGAGGCAGGAGAUAGAGCAGCAAUGUAGCAUGAGUAGUAUCCACAACGAUGAACUUGAAAGCCUGGUCUUGGAUUUAAGAAUAACUCUGAGAAGCAGGGAGAAAGAGCUAGCUGCUAGUUCAGAAAGAGUCAAACAUUUAGUGGAGCAGUUGGAGAAGCUAAACGUUGAGAAGGAAACUCUGAGCUCUCGACUUAACGAUAAUGAAGCUGCGUCCUGCAAAGAAAAGGAGAACACUGAGGAGUACAAAACCCAGUGCAGAAAUCUCAUGGAAAUAAACACAAAGCUACUCCAAACAGUUCAGAAGAGUGAGGCGAGCAACGCAGAACUGGCAGAGAGCAGGACCGCCUUGUUAGACCAGUUAGCUUCCUUGAGGGCCUCCGAGAAGCACUUGAAAGGAAGAUUAGAAGCUGCUAACAUGUGUGUAGAAGACAGAGAGAGGAAGCUUUUAGAUGAAAACCUGCAUUUGGAGGAGACUGUCCAGAAGGUGACGGCCCAGAAGGAAGAAUUAGAUGCUCACUUAAAGAAGCUAGGACAUGAGAACAGAGAGCUUCUAGACAUUCAGUCCUCACUGAAGAAACAGUUGGCCACAAGUCAACAUGAAGUGGACUUACUCACUGCCAAAGCUGAAAAGUUGGGCAAGAACCUCACAGUGUCCCAAAAAAGCCACGCAGAGUUACUUGAGAACCUCCGGGAAACCGAAGCUAAGCUGAGAGACCAGACUGUAAAGUGCGGCCUCCUGCAGACUCGAGCUGAGGAGCUGGAGAGCGGCACCGGAGAGCUGCACCGUGAAAAGGGAGCUGCAGAGAGCAAUGAAAAAAUGCAGAUGCUUCACAACGAGCACCAGGCCUCCUCAGCGGAGACAAAAGAGGGGCCGAUCAGGCUGGUUAUAGCCGAGGCGCAACUGGAACUCAACCAAAGGGAGGUAACAAGGCUCCGUGAGGAGGUGGUGGAGCUCAGGGCUCAGCUCCUUGCGGGCAGCGAGGAGAGAAUUAAAGUCCAGGCACUGCAGGAGGUGACGGAGGCCUCCAGGGAGGACCUCCGCGUUUUGGCGGAUCAACUCAAAGCCCAGGUAGAGGAGCUAAACCGCCGGCACGUGGACGAGAUCCUUCGAUCUCGGGAGCGCGAAGAGUCUCUCAUCCGCGAGCGUGACGGGGAGGCGCAGGCUCGAGCCGGUCUGGCUGCAGAGGUGAUAACCUCCAGAGAGGAGCUAGAUAGACUCAAGCUGCGUUACGAGGCCUUGUGUCUGGAGAACAGCGAAUCCAGGGAGGCCCUUCACAGGGCCAACACGGAGACGGCAGAGCUAGGCGUGCACGUGUGCAUGCUGACCGCCGAGAACGAGGAGGCCCGUCUGCGCUGGGAGGGCCUGUCGACGAGGCUGCAGGAGCUGGAGGAGGAGGCCACUCAGGAGGCAGAGAGGCUGAACACGCGCAUGGAGCAGCUUCGCCAGGAGAACGACGAACUCCUCAGUCAGCUCCAGAACAGCGAGGUUCUGUUGGCGUCCAAGCAGAACCUACAGAUAGAGCUGAGGAAAGUGCAACAAGAGGCUGACGUCGUGCAGGAGACGAGCCAGGAGGAGAUCCUGGGACUGCGGCUCCAGAUCAGCAGCCAAACUUUGUCGCACGAAAACCAACUCCAGAGCGUAAAUCAGGAGCUGAAGGAAGCGAAACUGCAGCUGGAGGCGGAGCAGGAGAAAGUUGUCGGUUUGGAGAACAGUCUCAAACGGCUCGAGGCUGAAAAUCAGAGACAUUGCCAACAGAUUGAGGAGAAAAACAUCCAGAUGGCUGAAUUCGAAAAUCUCAUCCAGCAGAAAGAAGACGAGAUAAUCCAUCUGAAAGGGAAUUUAUCAAGGUGUGAAGAGCGGCUGGCAGCAGCUCAGCAGGCCUGUCAUGAUGUGGCUGAUAAUCUGCGGAGAGUGACACAGGAUAAACAGAGCUUCGAUCUUAAGGCCGCUGCUGAACUUGAUGAUCUUUACCGAACCAAAAUAAAUUUGGAGGAGAGGCUUGUGGAGCUCAUCAGAGAGAAAGAUGCACUGUGGCAGAAGUCGGACGCUCUGGAGUUUGAACAGAAACUGCGAGAUGAGGAGACGGAGAGGGACGUCAACUACUGUCUGGGCUGUCACACUCAGUUCAGCUGGUGGCUUCGCAAAUACAACUGCAGACUGUGUGGACGUCCCUUCUGCUACUAUUGCUGCAGCAACACAGUGAGCACGCAGCAGGGUGGCAACAAGGAGCGCUGCUGUAGGGACUGUUACAGCCAGCACAGUGCAGUGGUUGAGCGCCACCCGCAGGAAGAAGUCGCUCACAGCACGCCGGGGACGCCGUUUAGUCGUCUUCUGCAGGCCGGCCGAGCUGCGACCAGUGUUUCAGGAGCAGAGGAAAGCGAGAAGCUGGACGAUGGUGUUUUUGACAUUAUCACGGAGGACGAGGUGAGUGGGGUCUACGACAGUGACUCCCUCUCGUUUGCCACCGCCUGCUCUCCUGGACACGGACAGCAGGGGGCAGCACAACUUAGCAGCAGUGCCAGUGCAGGAGACCUGGCAUCAGAGGACACGGAGGACUUCAGCGCUGCUGUACAGGAUGCAGAGAUCUGCCUGCUGAAGUCUGGAGAACUCACGCUCUCGGUCCACUUCACGGUGGACGACAUCUCAGGGUUCGGGGACACCUCCCGAGAGCUCUUCAUCAAGUCCAGCUGUUACAGCACCAUCCCCAUCACCAUGAACAGCUCCGGUCCCACCGUCUCCUGGACUUUCACCUCCGAACCAAAGAGCAUCUCCUUCAGUGUGGUCUACAGGGAGAGCGCAGAGACGCCACUGGAGCAGGCCAAGGUUUUGAUCCCACUGACCCGCUGUAACUCCCACAAGGAGACGAUACAAGGGGAGCUGAAGGUCAGAAACCCUGGGGAGUACACACUCAUCUUUGACAACUCCUUCUCCAGGUUCAUCUCAAAGAAAGUGCUGUACCAUCUGAGCCUGGACAAACCUGUGGUCUAUGAUGGAUCUGACCUCCUCUGAAUGGGCCGGGAGGAGCCCAGACAGGUGGAAAACUGACUUCUGAAAAACUGUUCGGGGCUGCUCCAGCUCAUCCGCAUCGUUUUGGAAGCAAGUGUGUCGGAAUCUACCGACGUCAAGGACCCUCAAGUAAAAGUUGUGGCAUUUAGAAACGUCUCUUCUAGGUUCCCACUCGCCCGUGAUGUGUUAAACGUCAAUUGGAUUCUAGUCGUGAUGAGGCUGACCAGAGGUGGAUGAUAUGAAGGAAAACAAUGUUACACUACUGAAUGUCAGCAUGCACUACCUUUUUAUAAAACAAAUAGUUUAUAAGCAUUAAUAGGUCACUAGGAACUGGCCUGCAGGUUGGUUGUGUGUGUGCACAUAGUGCAGGUGUGGGAUCUUAGCAGAAGUAAAGCUAGUAAAGCUAAUUUAGUUUUUUCUUUUUUUCUCUCUCUCUCAUAAAGUUAGACUAGCCUACUACUAGCAUGGGAUUAAUACUGCCUUCAAAUGAAACUCAUGAGCUUGUGGUAGAUAGGUAAGUCGUGAGACCACCCCUGCAGCUGCUAGGCAACCGUUAGCGUCUAGAAGCAUCCGAAGCUAACACUUAGAGUAACUUUCUGUGGGAAAUGAAAGGUUGAGUUGAUUAGAAGUAUCAGCAUUUUCCUCAGACAUAUAAAGUUAUGCUAAACUAAAAUAACACUUAUCAAACACGUCUGAAAAUAUCGACAAUCUAAUCCUAAUCUAACUCUAAUCUACUCCAAUGUCCAACUACAGGGCUGUGAACCACACUGUUGCUAGGCAACUGUUGACGUGUGUACAAAUCAUAGAGGCUAACACUUUAGCAAGCUAACGACUGGGUAGUUUGAUGUAAGACAUGCAAAUUUUCCUCAGACAUAUUAUUAAAUGUCGCAAGUCGCAACUUGUUGACUGAGAUCUUACUGUAACCAGAUCGUACCACAGUACAAUGUGGUAAAUGACUGUAGGUAGGUAGGGUAGGUACCUCGGGCUGUUUGUAUGGACUCCAAAACCAAAUGAGAAAGUGUUCACGGAUGAAAGAAACCACGGAGGAACGUCUGAUUUUGUUGAACAGGCUGAGGUACAAAAAUAAAGGGAGAUAUACUGACGCAUUAAAGGUCAAACAACACUCCUGCUGCUGACAAACAAAUCUGGUGAAUUAUGACGCGGAAAAUUGUGUUUAGUUUGUGUCGGCGACCUGAGAUUAAUCAUCACCACGUUACCUAAAGCAGAAAGCUCUAAUUUAACUUCAUUACUUAACAAACCAUUUAACUGACACUUUAAUUUAGCCUUUAUUAACGUCAAAAACGGUGAAGUUCACGCCCGUUUUACAAACCCUUGUAACUGUUGCCUUUUUCAGACGUCACAGAUGAGAAGAAAUUAAUUUGUCGCCCCGCUGUCCCGAUGAGGUGUCACUAAACAGGACUUGUGCGACGGCUGCAGUUCUAGGUUUUAGUCACAUUCAGCUAACGGGCUUUGAUUCGGCGCGUUGUUUCUGGCGUUUGCAUCUGACGACGAAGGAGAAUGUGGCCACUUUAUUUUCUAUGCAUGCAAACACUAAGAAUGUGCACAGGCUUCCCCAACUCUUUCCCCCGAGGGGCGCAACGAGGAAGCACAUAUCAUGGUGUAACUUUCAGUGCUUUAAAUAUUUAGUUUUUUUCAAGUGUCAUUUGAACUGUCGCUCCUUGUUUUGUUUUUUUUGCAAUGGAUUUAAUUAAUAUAUGUGAAGAGGUUAGAUGAAGGAGUACUCGUUAUUUUUUAUUUGUAGGAAGAUUUUCAGGACAUAGGAAGGUGUUUGUUUUUUCAUGCUGUGUUGUUUGGGGUGUGAUUGUGUUGUCAAUUGAAAUGUGCACAAUAUGCAGCGUGUCAAACAGGAAAAGUAAAUAAUCUUAGCCUUUAAAUUAAAAAACAAAAAAAAGUCACUUUUAUACUUGAAGGGUUUUUUUUUUCUAUAUUUAAAUCGUUUAAUGUCGAAACGAAGCUUCUUGAUCAAUAACACAGAUUCACUUCUGUGCUUUUCAAUUUACAAGAAGUUCUUCCAGCAUUUUAAAACCAUUUUCUGACUCACUUUGUGAACAUUAACGACACGAUGAGGAUCAUUACACUUUUUAUACGUUUCAGAGCAAGAAGAGUGAUGUGCUGCCAAAUAUAUUGGGUCAAUGUACAAUUGUGUAUUUUACCGUUCUGAGAUGGGAGUAUCUGUGUUAAGAUCUUUCGACGUGACUUGCUGUACGACGCACUUUUCAAAAGGCUUUUUGUCAGUGUCCCAUGAGCCUUUGUGCCAGUUGAUGAAUGGUUUUCUUUUCCUUUGUAUUUAGCGUAGCAGUGUGAUUGUAGACGUUUACAGUCAGAGGGAAACUGACUUAACCUUGUGAAGGAUUGUUGAAGACGUUUUAUGAACAUAUCAUUUACUUAUAGAAGAUUUAAAAAAGAUGGAUUAAUAAAUAGGGAUUGUGUGAUAAA
Mugil cephalus (flathead mullet) is the source of this 7028-nucleotide messenger RNA. RefSeq names its product FYVE and coiled-coil domain-containing protein 1-like. Gene Ontology annotation, biological process: plus-end-directed vesicle transport along microtubule; positive regulation of autophagosome maturation. The transcript is spliced from 18 exons. The record is from RefSeq and is a predicted model, not a curated record. NCBI's taxonomy places the organism in Eukaryota, Metazoa, Chordata, Actinopteri, Mugiliformes, Mugilidae. The coding region runs from base 117 to 4574 and encodes 1485 amino acids. Gene Ontology annotation, cellular component: lysosome; late endosome; autophagosome. Gene Ontology annotation, molecular function: metal ion binding.